Malurus melanocephalus (red-backed fairy wren) is the source of this 14524-nucleotide messenger RNA. Its product is annotated as xylosyl- and glucuronyltransferase LARGE1. NCBI's taxonomy places the organism in Eukaryota, Metazoa, Chordata, Aves, Passeriformes, Maluridae. The coding region runs from base 490 to 2904 and encodes 804 amino acids. Gene Ontology annotation, biological process: protein O-linked glycosylation via mannose. Gene Ontology annotation, molecular function: xylosyltransferase activity; glucuronosyltransferase activity. The transcript has 16 exons. The record is from RefSeq and is a predicted model, not a curated record.
CCGGGGAGAGGGGCGGGGGAGGGCGAGCGGGACGCACGGACGGGGCCGGGCUGCACCUCGGGACAGAGCGGAGCGGGCAGGCCCCGGAGCGAGCUGAGCUGAGCUGGGCGGCGGAGGAGGCGGCCACCUCGGCGGCGCAUCCCGGCAAGAGUCGGGACCUCCCCACCGCCCUCCUCCACCGUCAGCGGCUCCUCGUCCCGCGGAGAGUGGAGCUGCCGGUGCCGCCCCAGCUGGGACCCGCUGGCUAACGCCUGCGGAACGCCAGGCUGCGGRGACGGAGCUGGAGCUGCGCGCCUGGAGCGGAGGAGGUGGAAGGACCGCUUGCCUGCGUGGAGCGGCGGGCGCUGAGCGCCCGUCCCGGCSACCCGGGAGCCACCCGGGGAAGGUAUUUCUGUAGGAAGCCAAUUCAUCAAUAUUGGCUUAAAGCACAGACCAUUCAGAAAACAAUGCACAAAUGCCCACCUAACCUUGAGAAAAUAUUUAAGGAGCAUGAAUCAAAUAAAAAACUAUGGAAACUCAAAAGAUUGGAGGGAUAUCUACACCUGUACUGAGGGAGUAAUAUGUGGGAAGCUGUGGACUAUUUGCUUCCGACAUAGGAACAACAUUGGGUUGGGAAUCUGCACUCCUGAGAGAAUGCUGGGAAUCUGCAGAGGGCGACGGAAAUUCCUGGCUGCCUCUCUGACCGUCCUUUUUGUCCCAGCCAUUAUGUGGAUUUAUCUGUUUGCUGGGAGUUUUGAAGAUGGGAAGCCAGUGUCGCUGUCCCCACUGGAGUCACAGCCCCACAGCCCUCGGUACACGGCGUCGAGCCAGCGAGAGCGCGAGAGCCUGGAAGUGCGCAUGCGGGAGGUGGAGGAGGAGAACCGCGUGCUGCGCAAGCAGCUCAGCCUGGCGCAGAGCCGAGGCCCUGCUCACCACCACGGCAACCACUCCAAAACCUACUCCAUGGAAGAGGGCACGGGCGACAGCGAGAGCCUGCGGGCUGGCAUCGUGGCAGGGAACAGCUCUGAGUGUGGACAGCAGCCAGCCGUGGAGAAGUGCGAGACUAUCCACGUUGCCAUUGUCUGUGCAGGGUACAAUGCCAGUCGGGAUGUUGUCACACUUGUCAAGUCUGUCUUAUUUCACAGGCGAAACCCACUCCACUUUCACCUCAUCGCAGAUGCAAUUGCCAAACAGAUCCUGGCAACUCUGUUCCAGACAUGGAUGGUCCCUGCUGUGCGCAUAGACUUCUAUGAUGCAGAUGAGCUCAAGUCUGAAGUGUCUUGGAUCCCCAACAAACACUACUCUGGAAUUUACGGGCUGAUGAAGUUGGUUCUGACUAAGACUCUACCUUCCAAUCUUGAGCGAGUCAUUGUCCUCGACACAGACAUUACUUUUGCCACUGACAUUGCUGAGCUAUGGGCCGUCUUUCACAAGUUCAAAGGGCAGCAAGUUCUUGGCUUAGUGGAGAACCAGAGUGAUUGGUAUUUGGGCAACCUUUGGAAGAACCAUCGGCCCUGGCCAGCGCUUGGGAGGGGCUACAACACAGGGGUUAUCCUGCUGCUUCUGGAUAAGUUACGGAAGAUGAAGUGGGAGCAGAUGUGGAGACUGACRGCAGAGCGAGAGCUGAUGAGCAUGCUGUCCACCUCACUGGCUGAUCAGGAUAUCUUCAAUGCGGUCAUCAAACAAAAUCCCUUCCUUGUCUACCAGCUCCCAUGCUUCUGGAAUGUGCAACUUUCUGAUCACACCCGUUCUGAGCAGUGCUACAGAGAUGUGUCUGACCUGAAGGUGAUUCACUGGAACUCACCCAAGAAGCUGCGAGUGAAAAACAAGCAUGUGGAGUUUUUCCGCAACCUCUACCUGACGUUCCUGGAAUAUGAUGGGAAUUUGCUGAGACGAGAGCUCUUCGGCUGCCCAAGUGAGGCAGAUGUUAACAGUGAAAAUCUCCAGAAGCAGCUGUCUGAGCUGGAUGAGGAUGAUCUAUGCUACGAGUUCCGUCGGGAGCGCUUCACCGUCCAUCGCACUCAUUUGUAUUUUCUCCAUUACGAGUACGAGCCUGCUUCAGACAACACUGAUGUAACACUGGUGGCACAGCUGUCCAUGGACAGGCUCCAGAUGCUUGAAGCCAUCUGCAAACACUGGGAAGGUCCAAUCAGCCUGGCMCUGUACCUUUCUGAUGCAGAAGCCCAGCAGUUCCUGCGCUACGCUCAGGGCUCAGAGGUCCUGAUGAGCCGCCACAAUGUUGGCUACCACAUCGUGUACAAGGAGGGGCAGUUCUACCCCGUGAACCUGCUAAGGAAUGUGGCCAUGAAGCACAUCAGCACCCCUUACAUGUUCCUGUCCGACAUUGACUUUCUGCCCAUGUAUGGACUCUACGAGUACCUCAGGAAGUCUGUCAUCCAGCUAGACCUAGCUAACACCAAGAAAGCUCUGAUUGUACCUGCCUUUGAGACCCUACGCUACCGCCUCUCCUUCCCCAAGUCAAAAGCAGAGCUGUUAUCUAUGCUGGACAUGGGAACCCUCUUUACAUUCAGGUACCACGUCUGGACGAAAGGGCACGCGCCAACAAAUUUUGCCAAGUGGCGAACGGCCACCACCCCCUACCGUGUGGAGUGGGAAGCAGAUUUUGAGCCAUACGUGGUGGUGAGGAAGGACUGCCCGGAGUAUGACAGGCGCUUUGUUGGAUUUGGCUGGAACAAAGUAGCUCACAUCAUGGAACUGGAUGCACAGGAGUACGAGUUCACGGUGCUGCCCAACGCCUACAUGAUCCACAUGCCGCACGCCCCCAGCUUCGACAUCACCAAGUUCCGCUCCAACAAGCAAUAYCGCAUCUGUCUCAAGACCCUCAAGGAGGAGUUCCAGCAGGACAUGUCGCGCCACUACGGCUUUGCAGCGCUCAAAUAUCUCACGGCAGAGAACAACAGUUAGCACCGUGGAGCCCAUGCGUGGGGAACAGGGUCACCGAGGGAAGAGCCACUCAGCGUUUGGGGCCUGGUCUUCAAACUUGGAACUGAGAAAUACUUUCUGGUUUUAUAUCAUAUUUGGCAGUUCUAACAGUAGAAAUUUGAAGUGACAUGUGUUUGGACUAUGCUCAUUCGUCCCUUCCCUGACUACCCCAGGCCUGCUGGCUUUAGCAUUCAUGAGGUUUCUGCAAGGAGCCAGCUGGGCACCCUCCAAGCCACUGAAGGUGGGGACUGGGCAGGGCCUGGGAUUGCGCUCYGCUCUCUUGACUGUAGAGCACACACAGACCUUCAAAAUAUAGGAUUUCAUGUUGCUAUUUAAUAAUUUGACAUGCUUUUUAUCUGUAAAGGAAGAUCUUCGGGUCGCUGUCCUGUGAAUUUCAAAUCUGCACUAUUCUAAAAGGGAACUUUCACCUGUGAACUUUCACAGGGGCCCUGUUAACAUGGAUGACCUUGUUAAUGCAGGAUGAGCCAAAGGUCUGAAUUAGCCUUGAAAACACAGGGGUCGCUUAUACAAUACUGCACUUCUGAGGUGUGUUACUGGUUCAGUUGUAUACAUGAUAUCGGUUGGUCUUUUAUUCUCAAAUUAAUUGUUUUCAUCAGGAAAAUCCCCUAUAUCCUACCCUGCCUUUGCCCCAGUCCUAUAUGCUGCUCCUUUCCUUGCUAAGGAGAUAUCUCCCCUGUUUUUCUUUGCCAUCUUUGGUUUUGGUGGUCCAGUAAAGAAGAUCAGUAGCUCUGCCAGAAAGUGAACAUAACUUGUCAGUGUAAGGUCUGUUUUUAUCAGAGCAACUUGCUCACAUGUGUCUUGUAAGAUAAAGGGCCUGGCUCUAACUCUUUAUCUUUUUUAGGCAAGAACUGGAUUUUACCUAUAMGGCACAUUGUACCAGGGGAAUAUUGAUUUGUAGGCUCAUUUCAGUGCUGCCCAUCCUGAAGGCACUGGGCCUUAGGCUUUAAGUGGACUUCUUUGCUGAACAGGGAAUAUAAAAUAGUAAAAAGGCAAUAGUAGCCUUGGUGCUCUCCUGCUGCCUGCUGCAAGGUCUCAGAACUACUUCGUUAAAGGAGUUUAUAAUUAAAAGGAGCAGAACUGUUAGGAAUAAACUCCCCAUUGGACGGGGAGAAAAGAAUGUGUUGGGAAUCUGAGUGAGUGUUUGCUUGAACGUGGACUGGUCGAGUUCACAGCAUCGGUACACACCGGAGUUUGCUGGAGGGCGAACAGGAACCUAACAAGCAAAAUGCAGAAAACAAGACACUGGACUUUUUGCCAUUUUCUUUAUCUUCAGUAUUAAUGUUGUGUUUACAUGGGAUGAAGAGAUGAGGUGCACUACCCCUUGCAGGGCUAUUUGUAAUUUUUGUUGCAAUGUUAAGAGAGAAAGAAGAAACAACUCAGUGAGAAAUGUGUCUGUCUCCCUACCCCAGACCCCAAACAACCACACGUACUAAUACCACUGCCUGAGUUGGGAAAUGGAUCCACACUGYGUUCUGCUCACGUUUUUCCAUUUUGUUUUUCAGCCACUGGACCUUCUACUUCCCUCCCCACCUCAUCCCUCUAGAGCUUGGUUUUAUUUCUAACCUGACAUUUUGUGAGAGCUUUCUGUUACGGUGGAAACCACGCAGUUAAACCAGACAUUUAAACUACAAAUAUCAGUUCAUCAUUCUGUGUAUAUAUAAGAAAAGCCAAAAAAGGCAAUACCUUUGACAAGAAAUAAAAAUGGGCGGGAGGCUAUGUGUAGUUUUCACUUUUCCCCUGGGAGUGUUGGCUGCAUAAGAUUAUAUCACUGCAUAAUUUUCCAAAGAGCUUUUUUUUUCCUCUCCUCUUAAUGGCUUUAUGUAAAGAUUUACAUAAAAAGCUGGAGAGAGCUGGGAAGAAGUGAAAUUAGUGCUCAGUUCUAAGAUAUAUUCUUUUAAAAACAUCAAAGUCUUAACUCCCCAAGUUCUGUAUUACCRUUAAAGACCCAGGUCAUUGUGCUUAUUGAGAAUGAGAAGAACCCUGGAGCACAGGGACUGUUGAUUAGCUAAUGUGCAGAAAGAUCCCAAAACCUGACUUAAGAGAGGCUAACACUCGUUGUACCUACAUAAAAUCUCCAGUCAGAGCUUCAGUGUGGCCACCAUUAUGUUUCACAUGUAUUAAAAAUUGUCAUUUCCAGAUGUACAUUUCUCCUUGGUUUAACAACGUUGCCYGAGAAUGGACUGGAUUGCCCUACAGCAGAAUAACCCUGUACAUUAUUUGUCUGUACCAUUUCUCGUCAUUCUUCUCAUUAUUCUCUUCUCAGUGGUCAUGCAAUGAGGAUGGGAAAGCAGGGAGGCAGUAAUUUGCUACUUGCUUGACUGUGCAGUGAGUCGUGAGACCUCCAGGGUAGGGUUAGGKAUGCUGGCUGGUAUAACCAGCUCAGAGAUUGGUAGUAGGUACAAAGAGUCCCUUUUUUUGUCCUCAUAGACACUGUACUGACUUGUUUCUGUCACGUCACGUUUGUCUCUGUGCUUCAUAAUUUGAGAGGUAUGGGGCUUGGGGUUUGUUAGCGUAUUUCAACCAAUUUACCUGAUAGCAAGUUAGGAUUCCAUGUCUGUCUGUAACUGCCAGGACUCCUCCAACACCAUGAAAAAAUCUACCACUGACAACAAAAAAAACAAUCCCUGACUCAGUUAUAACACUGACUGUCUUCCAGUCCUCUGCUGUAGUAUUUGCUAGGAACUUUGUUACUUAAUUCUCAGUUUUCUUCCGAAAUCUUCCAGAAAUAGCAGAUAAACCCGGUAACUUAAUGCCUUUGAUUUAUUGAUUUGUUCCAUCCACUUCUCUCUUGAGUCUUCAGUCUAUGACCUCUCCUUAUCUUUGGUAUUUGGAAAGUGUGAGUCUCUCAUUUAGAUACCACUCCAGCACCCUCUCAGUGAAGACUGAUGCAAAUAAAUCAUUUAGAUUCUUGGCAAUGUCCUUAUUGUCUUUAAUGGUUUCUUUUGCUUGUUUAAGGUGGCCUUCUGGUUACCUCCACUUUCUGCUUUUGGUGUACUGAGCAAAUGUCCAUUUUCAGUUUUAACUUCCUACUGUUUGUUCUUCAGAUUCCCUCUUAGCUUCCUCAAACUCCAUCUUAACUAUUACAUACCUUGCUUUCAGCUUUACACAGUCUAUUUCCAUUCUCUGAGGGCUUCCAAUUCGGCCUGAAUAACUUGUAAAAUUUCCCAUUUAGUCCUAUCAACAUUUCCUUGUCUUUGUCUUCCAUUCAUCCAAGGGGUACCAUACUCCAUGGCUGCAUAUCAGCCCUUUCCAUUCUAAUCUGAGGAUUUAAUUUUUUCUACUUCAUUUAUUUAGAGACACUGAUUCUUUAAAACAGAAAAGAGGUUUUUGUUUAUAAAUUUAUAUUAAAUGUCACCCUACUGGGUUUUGAGGGUAUUUUCCUCUUUAACCUUCCUAAAUGCUCACCUUUUCCUAAUCAGGGGAUCAGAAAUAAAAYAUUACAAAAAUUGGGCUCUUAUCUUGACACAUUUUGUUCUGUGUCUCCCUUUUCCCUCUCCACUACAAAACAUUGACACUUAGGAGUCAUUGCAAACUUUUCAAGUUCCAAAGCCUGAGCUGUGUGUUUUUCCAGCACCUUCUGAUAUCCCAUCACAUUUCAGACGUAAUUAUUAUUCCAAACAAUAAUCUGCUGCCUGGCACCUAGUCCUCCUAUUUUUGUUUUCAUACUUGUCCUUAUAAUGUAACAGGCUUUGCAAGUUUAAGUUUUGGGCAAACACUUACUUAAUACCUUAUUGUAACCUUCUAAUAUGUUUCCAUGAUUUUUGUCUGUUGCCACAGUAGAUCUAUAUAUUUAUAUAUACACCUUCAAAACUUUGUCUCUAGUUUCUAUCCUAUGGUUUUCUAGCUAAGGGUCAUCUACCAUUUGCCUACCUCAUAGACCUAGAUAAUGUCAUUUUUUAUCCUGGAUAGUUCUUAGUAUCUAUCAGGUUUUUUUCCCAAGUCCUACUUCAAGUAAUUCCUUCCAUCCUUGCUGAUUUCCUGUGUAAACAAUCUGGUGCCACUUCACAAUUAGCUAUUAUUUGUCUGUUUGUAAUCAUCAUCUUGGACUCCAUGGCAUAAAGGAAUUAGCAGCUAUACCUGCAGUUCCAUCACCUCAGUUAGACUGAAUAUGACAUAUGCUCAGAUUACUCCUACAGUACUGAUUUUUUUUACCUGGUUGGCUUCAUGUGGUUUGUUGGUAAAUUGUAAAUGAGUUUUUCUUUUACUGCAGAAGCAGAGGCACUUUGUAGUGUUCUUUGCAGUAGCUGUUGCAGCAGAGUAAGCCCCAUCUUGGAGGGAAAAGCAUAAAAACCUUGUCGGAAUCGUAGCUGCUGUUUCUCUCCACAGGGGAAAAUAAGGCCCUAGCACAGCUGAACUGUUUUAUAAAUGCCCUGCACAAAGCAAAUUGCACAUUAUUUUCUGGUAGGUAUAAUCAUACAUCGUCCAAUUAAAUAUGAAAAAUACAUUUUUAAUGUUCUCAUUUUUAUGUGCAAUUCUACCCAGAAAAUAAUGCGUUUCCUCCUCUAUCUCGCCAGUUUCCCCCAUUACUCCAGCCUGCCUAAUAGCCCCAUCUGUUUUCGGCUGAGAAAGAUUAAUGACCAGAAGCACUGGGAGUCCUGGCAAAUCAGCAGAGAUAUUACUCUUAGGCAUUGCUYAGGACAUUCCUUCCUACUCUGCCAGAUACUGUCUGGGUGUUCUUCAGGUUUCAGGGCAGCAGCAGCAGAACACAGCAAGCUCAGCAAGUGGAGUGAGUGUCAUUAUUUAUGAACAUCAGCCAGGACUAACACAUUCAGUGGUGGGAGUGCUCAAAAGAGAAUGCAUCAUUGUUAGCUCAAAACAUAUUUCAAUAUUUGGGGAAAAAGAACAGCUAAGUUUCUGCAAAUUCACUUAGGUGAGACAGGAACAAAUAAGUCACUAGUAGACAAUGCCAGCCAAUAAUCAGGUAUUUCCACUGCAGUAUUGAAAAUAAAGAAGCAUUGAUAGCUCAAUGAAGUCAUUUUUACAGUAGUAAUUAAAAAUGUAUAUUUAGAUAGUGUGUUUACAUUCAAACACUUAAGUGUAUUGAGGACCGUUUGAAGAUUGUCACUUUGUUUCACAAUACAAAAUUGCUUGGAAAAGCUAGCUGUGCACAGCAAAUUAUGGCUCAGGAAAUGCUUACAAACCUGGAUUUAAAAAAACCUUGCUUCCAUAGGAGUUUGUUUUCAUCAGCAGUUAUACAUUCCCAAAGCAGAACACAAAGUCCUUGAGAUUUUCAAAAGGACCUAUAAGUGUGUCAGCUGACUGGAACAUUUUCCUCUUACCCUUGCUUGGGAUUUGUUUACAGAAUAUAAUUAUUCUGAUGAGUUGAAAAAAAAAAAAUAUCUGGAAAUUAGAAAGCCAGCCAAAUAUUUAUUUAUGUGGUCAGUCAUAUGCACCUUCUUGUUCAGACAUGUUAAUGGAUACUCCAGUGGAGGUGUUAGCUCAUUGAGGGUAUCAGGAUGCAAAUGACCUGAAGCCCAGGCUCGGAGCUUACUAUCUUUUCAGUCACUCUGUGUAGUUUCCCCUCUCUCUGGUUAGAACAGCUUCCUUGCUCCCAGCAAAUUACUGUUUCUGUAGGGUUAAGAUGUGUUAAACCUCUGCAACAUGAAUUUGUGGAAGUCACUGCACAGGUAGCAAAGGCUGCACUGAGAGAGCUCCAUGGACCAUUGCCACAAGACACGAGAUUUCAUUACAAAAGAAACAGUUCUGACCUGAGGGUAAUUCUCUUGCGAGGGAUUUAGACAUCCUACCCUCACCAGAUAUAUUCAAGAAGAGGUCCCCCAAACACAUUAGGCCAAGUAAUUCAAGCCAAGAUUAGCCCAUUUCUSAGUAUUCUGGCAAUAUAAUUGUGAAUUGAUGGAUGUGGGAAUUUUCAGCAUUAACCAUUGAAUACAYACCAAGGCUUGUGGUAAGGCUGCAGAGUCAAUCAUGUGGAAGUUAGGGGACCUGAAAUUUCAAGUUGCUGAUGGAGUUCAUGAUUUUUUCAUGCCACUUCUUUCUGUUGCCUCACACAUAUAUAGUAGGAUGUWGUCUGUACACAAUUCUCUUCAAGAUUUUUUGGGGGAAUUCUCUUUCAUUCUGUGUGCAGAAUGGAUGAUGUUUGGGUGAAUGAAGGAGCAGGAUGGUACUUUUUCUUUCACUGAGCUUUUCAUAAUAUGAUAGCAGCCUUAAUUUUGAGCCAAGACAGACAGACUUAUUUUUUUUCCAGAGGAUAGGUAUAAACUUUUAUUUGGGAAAAUCAAUUAUCCACCAUGCUCUCAGGCUUUCUGAGCAGAACACCUGCAGUUCUGUUCUACAGGCUUUUCUUGUGUGGAGGUAUCCUAUGGAGCUUUUGGAAAUUACAGAUUAAGAAGCCUUGUAGCACUCUGCUCCAGCCUUCCAGUGCUCACAGCUGAACUUACAAGACUGAUGAAUCCCAUCUCUGUUCAAGCAUGUCUGCUCCAUGGCUGGGAGCACUCUAAAGACUAUCAGCAGUCUGUCAGGUAAGCAAAGAAAAAUGAAGUAAAUAAUUGGAGGUGGGGGUACAAUGGGUUUGUUUUAUGUAGCCAAAUUUCCAGAGGAAUGAGGAAGAUGUGAGCAUUUUGAAAUCCCUCAGAAGAUCUGUUCAUAGGAUGUGUGGACUGGACUAGAUUCAUUCUGGAUUUGUGGCAUUUCUUAUCUAACACUGGCCAAUGUGGGCCACCUGCAGUAAAUUCUAUGUAUUGUAAAAUUCUUGAAAGUCAGCCCUGAGAUUAAACCAUUCCUAGCUCAAAGAUAUUUAAUUUGUUUCCAUUCUUUGGAUUCCCACACUGAUCCUUUGGUGCUCUUAAGAAAAAGGAAUAAAAGAAAAAAGAUAAUAGCAGCUUGAUAACAGUAGGAGUCUGACUAUCCAGCCUUUCUUAAAUUGUCAGCACUGAGGUCAAUGGUUGGGGCAAAGCUAGAGUUAGUGAGGUUCAUAGAAUUUCUUCUUUUGUUCUGCCUGUGGGACUGUUGUUCCAGUAGUGCUCUCCAGUGGUGCUAUGAGGGAAGAAAAGCUAUCCAAUGUGGAUUGAUCCAUGAGCUCUUCAUCCAGUCAGACCUAACCACCAGCAGCAGGAAAGAAGUGGCACCACCCCUUUUGACUUUUUUUAGAUGGCAAGAAUGAGUUCAGCACAAAAUCUCUUACUUUGAUGACAGACUUUGCUGAGCGUUUCUGCAUUUUAGAUGUAUGCUUGCUGUGAGUGACAGAGGCCUCUGCGGUUAGGAAAUGAUGGGACUCAGCAGUUUGCUGGUCCAGAGUGAGAGCAAGAGGUGUGUGUAUUUUCCCUUGACACCUUGCCCAGUGUUUACUAAUUAUAUUAGCACCAAAUAAUUCAACUGACCUGAGACUCAGUGUUUAGGCCAGGCAGUAAGGUUCUGCUGUCUAUGUUGAUAAGAGAAUAGACAGAUAAACUAAAUUAUGUUUUCUGUCCAUAAUAUCAGUGAAUAUUUCCAUACAGGUUCAAAUGGCUCAUGGAGAGUUUACAUCUUCUAUUUUUUACUGUUAAGGCUUAUUCAAAGAACAGCAAAAGCAACUCAAAAAAAAAGAAAGUCUGUUGAGUACUGUAAGGACCCACAAGGAUAAACAUUCACAGAGUCAUCAAUAUAAAAUAUCCACCAAGUUACCCUGCCAGCUAUUGUCAUGAAUGCAGAGAAUACAGGCACUAUCAUCAUCUUUCUGUUUACACUUCAUAGAGCAAAACAAAUGCRUGUACUAAAAACAACUCUCUGAAUCAGAUCACCCAAGACACAAAUAUCUUCUAAUUUUUAUCGGUUUCAUUUCCAUUUUCAUAAGUAAAAUUAAAAGUUUGCAAUAUUUUUUUUUAAUUUUUAUUCAUCCUGUUCAAUUUAAAUAUUUAUAUACACAGCUGAAUAUGAGCCAGCAGAGCCCUGGCAGCCAGGAGGGACAACUGUCCUGGGGGGCAUCAGGCACAGCAUCACCAGCUGGGCAAGGGAGGGGAUUGUCCUGCUCUCUGCACUGGGGCAGCCUCACCUCGAAUCCUGGGGACAGUUUGGGGUGCCACAAUAGAGUAAGAAGGAUCUAAAGCUGUUAGAGACCAUCCACAAAGAUAUUGAAGGGUUUAGAGGGGAAGCCAUAGGAGUGUGGCUGAGAUCACUUUUCAGCCUGGAGAAGAAACUUGAGGGGAAACCUAACCAUUGCAAUUACAACUUCCUUGUGAGGGGAGAAGGAGGGGCAGACACCAAUCUCUUUGGUGACCAGCAGCAGAACCCAAGGGAAUGGCCUGAAGGUCAGGUCAGGGAGGUUUAGGYUGGAUAUCAGGAAAAGGUUCUUCACCCAGAGGGUGGCUGGGCACUGGAACAGGCUCCCCAGGUAAGUGGUCACAGCACCAGGCCUGACAGAGUUCAAGAAGCAUUUGGAAAAUUCUCUCAGGUACGUGGUCCCUGAGAUUGUUGGGGAUGAUGCUGUGCAGGGCCAGGAGUUGGAUUCUGUGAUCCUUGUGGGCCUUUUCCAACUCAGGACAUUCUAUUUUAAUAUGUUGCAGCUUUCUUCUGCAUCUGUCAGACUCAAAAACAUUACAGCAUUGUCUGUGGAGAAGAACAGAACUGAGGGAUCGUUGAGUUGUCCUCCAUGUUGGUGCAGAGAAAUCCUUUCCAGUAGCCUUGUGGAUUUUUUUUCCUUUGUGCUAUCACAGGUUUUAUUUCUGUCUUAGCAUUGUCUCUUCCAGUAAGUAUGAAAGCCUGCCGGCUUAUAUUGGUUUCUUACUGGAGCAAUGUUUCUCAAAUGGCACCUGAGCCUCCACACAAAUUUAUUUGGCAGGGGUUUGUUUUUUUUUUUUUUUUUCAAUUUUAAUCUUCAAGCUUAUACUUGAGAAAAGAUUCUUCAUUUUGAAGCUGUAAAAAUGGGUUCACUAUGUUUUGUUUUAUUUUUAGCAUAUUCAUUUUAUUCAAACUUUUCUGUCUACUUCAUCCACCGAUCUUCCAGGGAAAUAUUGUUUUGAGAGGAAGAGAAUAAUUGUAAAUAGUCCAAGGGGGCUGGAAUCAGCAGCUUUUAUGAGGGUGUUGUGGGUUUAAACCCGUUUUUCCCUUAUCCGAGUCACAGCACCAAAAAUGUUGUGGUUUGAACUUGACCGAAAGCCAAAAGCACUGCAUCCACAAUGUUCUCUCCCUCCCCAGCCACCAGAGAGGGCAGAAGGGAGAGCAAAAGCUCAACACUAAAAUUUAUGGCUUUUAGGUAACAUAACAUAAUUGAGAGAAAGAUACAUAUAAUGCUCCAGAAAAUGGUCAGACAGGCUGAAUAACUUAAGUUGCAAAAUAGAUUUAUUACUAAAAACUACUAAGAAUAAAUACUACYGCACUGGGGAGGGGAAAAAAGAUAGGGAAAAAUUUACAAGGAGAGGAAAUAAAAACGGACAUUUUAAGACACCUGUUAUUCUUUCUGGGAACCUGGCUCUCUUCUAAAUYGUCCCUCUCUACCCCCCAUGCCUUCCCUCAUGCAAAGGGGGACAGGGAUGAAAGYUUAACAUAGAUCAAAACUCCAGCAUCAUAGGAGAAGAGUCCAAGCUGUGGAAGUUCUUUUCCCAAGAAACAGUCCAUGUAUAACUUCUGAUGGCAUGGGAUUCUUUUUCUUUACUUUGUGGGACAAAGGAAAACAGUCCUCCAAGGCUGACUGCRUUGUUUCAGCAGCGUAAGGCCACUAUCACAAAUCUCCUGGCUGAACACAGCUCUUUCUAAGCAUCCACUUGCUUCAGACAUGGGGCGGCAGGGGGCACCUCUUCCCCCWUUUUGGCUUCUGAUCAGUCCAGUCCUCCAAGGCCAGGUUUUUCCUCAGAGUAAGGUCGCUCUCUUUUCUMUAUAGGUCUCUCAUUGAAGAAAUAGUCCUUUCGAGAACAGCUUGUUUUCUCCAUGUUCGAGCACCACAGCAACAGCACAGCACCUGUCUUCUUUUUACUGUGAUCGUGGAUCUCCAUUUUUUUCUUACAUCUCCUCACCCUCCUGCUCUGUUUUUCCCCAGUGCAUGAUACUAAAACUAAAURCUAACAACCUAAAAGCUACAUGGCGGCCGCUCCUAUCUUGUUUUUAAUUCUUCUUAAGUACAAGACCAUWCRUCAUCACAGAGCUGUAACUAUCCUGUGCAAUUGGCCCAGCCUGACCAGCAGCCUGUCCAUCAACCUCAGAGCCAUAAKGGAUUGGUUCUAAAACACAGGGGGUAGGGCUCCUUUUGCUGGAGAAGAAGGAGAAAGCUUCUAGAACUUYSUCACAGGAGCCAUCUUUGUAGUUUCUUGGUCCCAUCCCCCCACCACCAAAAAUCGGACCGAGUAAAACCAGGACAGAGGGUUAGUAAUCUACUCAAGCCUGAAAUUUUAGCACAGGUUUCUAAUACUUAUGAAUUUCCCACUGUUUCUGUAGGGCUCAAUUUCAGGAUCCUUCUUCAGCCUGCCCAUUCUUGGGUUUUUCCCUUUUUCUCCACAUUUCCAUCUGCUGCAGCCCUAAAUCCAUGUUUAUAUCAGCCUCAGGUUGGUGUUGACAGGUAUUUUAAAGACACUAUAGAUAACUUCUACGGUUCUGAGAUCUGGUUAUAACUAUUACUUUACUUWCAGAAAACGCAUCUCUACAUUGCUGGUUCCCUUAAGAUAUCAAGAACAUAUAAAAAAGGAGAAAAAAAAAUCCUUGGGCUGCUGGAGGAGAGGAAAGACUCAGGCAUCUAAUGCCAUCAUUGUGAAAACAAGACUUAUUCCACUUCUCCCUAGUGUAUCCAAAACCUCAUGAAAGGUACCACCAAAGUGAUCUGAAUACCAAAUGAAUCUCACAGUGCCAGGAUCUUUAGGUUCUUAGGUGCCCAGCUAGAACCAACUCAGGCCCCAGUUCAGCCCACGUAACUUGGCAGCUGCCUGAGACCCCUGGUGUAGGAAUUGGUCAUGGAGUCAUAGAAUCAUUUAGGUUGGAAGAGACAUCUGUGUUCAUCAAGUCCAGCCAUAAACCUCCCACUGCCAAGUCCACCACUAAACCACGUCCCUAGGUGCCACACGUACACAUCUUUUAAAUACCUCUGGGGAUGCAGACACUGUCCUGGGCAGCCUCUUCUGGUGACUGACAUAUCUUUCAGUCUCCUUAAUUUCCUCUGAGGGUCAGUGGAGUGAGCAGGGCUUCAGAAAAGAGCAUUUCAGUUCAUUUCAGCAUCACAUGAACCCUUURCUCUGAAAAGCAGGAAAGGUUAUGGUGCUGGUGGUGCCCAUGCAGGUGCCUCAGGUGUUCACACGUAACACAGGACAAAUCUGGGCCAGUGAGCACCAGUUCUAGGCCUACAUAAAUGACACCUACUCAUUUAAGAUUGCAGGUGUCAAAAUCCCCUGGAAACUGAGCAGUAAGUGYCACAAGGCCUUAUACUCAAUAUUAGCUGACAAACCUGAGAACAGCAAUCCAUAUGAUGGAAAAGGUGUGGGUGGAUCAGCCACAGGAGGGGAAUUAUUUGUGGACUCCUGAGACUGUGCUACAUGUUGUGACAGACAGCUUGUGCUAACAGCCAGGAAAGCACUCAUUUUCAGCACAAAAAUGUGGGGCUUUAUAAUGGUGGUUAAAAUAUUACCCCCAGCAUUKUUCAUUGGGUUGGGCGAGGUUUGUUGCUAUG